CAGGAGGCUGACUUCCAAACAAUGACGCACCAGCGACUGCCUUUCACACCCUCCGCCACAGAACGAGCAGAGCUCCCAAACGUCAAACUCAGUCACAUGAUUCCUCCUCCACCAUUCUGCUGCAAAGUGAAAGUAAAGAAAUAGGAGUAUUCAGUCGGCGAUUGAUUUAGUUUUUUUUUUCUUUUUAAGAAUGGGCAUGGUUAUUGUGAAACAUUUGAUAUAAUGGUACGACAGAUUUAACUAAGCUUUUGUCUCAGAAUUUCCGACUACAUCCCGAAGAAUUUUUUAUUUUAAAAAUAAUGGAGGGAGUUAACACAGUUCUUACAAAAAGCACAGAGUAACUUUGUUGUAGAAGUAACUUUGUGGUUACGAAGAGUUGAAAAAGAGUUUCUUUGGUUGUGUAUGCAGCUGUGCAAACCAGAUUCAGCGGUUUGUAAGUUGUGCCUACUUGCAAAAUGUGGCAGUAACUCUUAUUUCUGUUCUUGCAACCAUUAGGAUUUUAGAAGGGAUAUUCACUUGGCAGCAGGCCCCUGCAGGAUGUCCACUUUCUGCUUAAAAUCCUUCACAGUCCAGUAAUUUAAAGGCUAACGACGUAUUUUGUGAAGUAUGCAUUGCGGCCAAAAUGACUUUCAGAUCUUGUGGCAUGUGUUCUGUGACCAGAGGACAAAUGUAUUUCAUCUAUAAUAAUCAUCAUGUACUAGGAGUGUUUUUAGGGAUGUGUGGUGGAUGAAAGUAUAUGCAAAAGUAAUGGAUGUAGGUAGGGAGCAGAUGCUCCUGAAGGGUAUGCGACCUACACUUGUGGAGAAGUGGAGUGACCAGAUUGAACGAAUUCUUGAUGCAUCGUUGUCUGAAAGGAUUAUAACCAGGGAAGAUGAUUGUACAGUCAGAAGUGAAAACACAGAAAUGGAAAAGAUGAGAACUCUUUUGGAUAUACUAGACUGCAGAGGGAAUGGUGCAUGUAAGAAGUUUAUUCUGAUGUUAAAAUCUGACAGAUUUAACAAAAUUCCAUCAAAACCAGUUAGUCACAGUGCAGUAGGUCACAAGCUUACUGACCAGCAACAUAAAGUGAAUGAGUUAGACCAGUCUCACAUUUCAAGUUGUUUUGCAUUACACUGGAAAAUUUUGGCACAGCGCCAUGGGAUAAUGGAUGAGUAUAUAGCAAAUGGUAAGCGGCGUGCAAGUUUUGGAGAGCGCUAUACAGAUAUAACUGUUGUCAGAAGAGAGUUGUAUGUGAGUCAGAGGCAGCAUGAAGUUACUGAGGUGAGAAAUUCCUUCAGAAAUAUAGAAAGGCAACACAGUUCAAUUUGCCAACGUGUGGAUAUCUGCGAGGCACUGCUUAACGGACAUACAGGUUUAACACUGAUUUCUGGUGUGGCUGGCAGUGGAAAAACCACGGUGAUAAAAAAAGUCAUUCAGGUGUGGGCUGUAAAAUUUGAAGAGAGUAAUGUGGUUAUGCCUUUGGUCUUGUUCUUUUCAUUAAGAGACUUGAACCUGAUCACUGAAUCUAUUAGCCUGAUGCAGCUUAUGGUAUCGCAUUACAACCAUUUAAAGACUGUUUGGGAGCAGCUUUUGAAUUCUGAGCAGCAUAGACUGUUACUGAUUUUUGAUGGCUUGGAUGAAUUUAAGUUCCAUCUACAUUUUGGAAAAAUACAGACUUGUUCCGACCCAGAAUUACCUCAGCAUAUAAGCGGCAUAAUUGUGAAUAUAAUUAAAGGUCACUUGUUACCUGAUUGUGCAGUUGUUCUCACAUCGAGACCUCAUGCAAUUUGCAAAAUUCCAGAGAUGUACAUAAAGAACUUCUACCAGAUUUUUGGUUUUUCAUCGGAACAGCAAAAAGAAUAUUUUAAAAAAGCAUGUGCUUCUGAAGCAUGUGCAAACAAAAUUUGGGAAUAUGUUUCAGUCCGUAAACCUCUUUCCCUGAUGUGCCAUAUCCCUGCCUUUUGCUGGAUAACAUCUACUGCCUUGCAGGAGAAAGACAUGUCUUUGGAUGCCACUGAUAAUGCCACUACUGUUACUGAUAUCUACUGUCGUUUUUUGAAAGCUAUUGUGAUUUUUCAUGGUGUUGAUAAAGAUGUUACUUCUGUUCAGUGCCUAGUAAAUGCAAGAGAGUCUUUGGAGAUUUUCCGGAACUGUCUCAAUGAACUUGGAGGAUUGGCUUUUAAGGGCCUCAUGGAGCAAAAAUUUAUAUUUGACCCAGAAGACUUGCCUAGAUGUAAUGUCAGUCAGGGAUGCUUGUCAAGCUUAUUUAUGGUUGAGGUCUUGAGAGAAGACCAGAAUAAUUUUGCUUUCCAUAAGACCUAUCAUUUUUUGCAUACCAGUGUCCAGGAGUUCUGUGCUGCUCUGUUUUAUGUGAUGGAGUCAUACUCUGGUAGAAACCCCUUCUUGUACCUUGGAAAGGUACCACUUUCAUUUUUUCAUAAGGUUGGAGCAAGAAUGCUUAGAAUGUGUGGUACAGAAAGACUUCUCCGUAAACGUGUGAAAGAAGUGUGCUUCCUCAGCAGUCAGUCACCGACUGGACAUUUGGACCUGUUCUGUAGGUUUGUCUGUGGUCUCCUGGUUCCUGAAACGUUUAGGAUUUUAGAAGGAAUAUUCAGUCGGCAACAGGCCGUGCAGGAUGUCCACUUUCUGAUUAAGGUCCUUCACAAACAGUUAACACUUGAGUCCCUUUCCCCUGAGAGGUUAGUAAAUGUGUGUCACUGCCUUUAUGAGGCCAGGGACCCAGCACUGAGGGAAAGACUGGAGCAGCUGUCAAGUGACUUUGCCCAAUCGAAUGUGAAGUCCUCUGCUAUUGGCUACACAGAGCUGGCAUUUGUCCUUCAACUUACCAGUGAUGUAGAGUUACUGGACUUGGAGAAUUCUAACUUGGGCCCUGUGGAACUUUGGAGACUUAUGCCUGUCCUGCCAUAUUUCCGAACUCUAAGGUUAGCCCAGAAUCCUCUCGGACCUGAAGGAGCAGCCAUUCUGGCUGAAGUGUUAAGGGACCCAAACUGUAGGACUGAGAAUCUGUGGAUUGUUGGCACUAAAUUGGGCUCAGAAGGUGCUAAAUACAUAUGUGAAGGACUUCUGAAGAACAGCACUGUGAAGAAUAUAAGAAUGGCAUGCAACAGUAUUGGAGAUGUUGGAGCCAUCUCUCUAGCUGAGGUUUUGAAGCGAAACACAACUCUGAAGGAUAUCAGGUUACGUGAUAAUGUCAUCACUGACAUUGGUGCUGAGCAUUUACUUGAAGCAUUACAAGUAAACACCACAAUUGAAAUGCUGUGGUUUUUUGACAAUAAAAUUUCAGCAGAGUGGGUACAGAGGCUAAAACGGUUUGCAAAGAGUCGAAACGGACUGGAAAUCUUAAUCUGUGACUGAAGAAUACUGCGUGUAUCAUUUGGAGGGACAACAGCAUUCAACAAGCCCUGUGAAAAAGCUACAAAGUAAAACAGCACCUGGACUGUCUCAAAAGUUGUUACACGCUAUACCAGUAAAAGUCCAGGGUAGUUUUCUGUGAUGUAGCAUUCAUCUCAUUCUAUUAUUGCCUUUUGAGGUAAUUCCAACAGGAUUCAUUCCUCCCCAUCCAGGUUUCAGACAUUAGAUUCUUUGAUGUCAUUGGCUGACGUGAUGCGUACCAGUGAGGGAUAUUCUUAUAUGCUUGCUUCAGAGUUUUGACAGUAUGUGCACACUGUAAGGAUACAUCUCUCUGAUAUGCUCUUUGACCAGGACUGCAUUUUGAAACGUAUGGCUUAUUAGAGAGAGACGAGUAGCACAGAGGAUUACAUCCAUGAGUUGUUAAUCAUCUCAUUCUUGUAGUGCUGUGUCUGAUUCCGUUAGCCUCCUGUAUCCUACUGUGUAACUGAGCAAGUCGUUUAACCAUAGUUCUCCCAGAUCAUCCAUGAAAAUGGACAUGUAUGUCCAUUAGGCUUAACUUGUUAACAAAUGAAACUACCUUAAAAUAAGAUGCAGACAGUAUUCUGACCUUUGGGGGAUUUUGUAUUUUAACAGCUAGGUAGUUCAUUCCCAGGCAUUAGGUGCAAAUGAACAGUUCCUAGGUUGCAUUUGAACUCCUCAUCUACACAUUGUCUGCAGACAGUUCCUGAUGUAUUAUUGUCUUUGGGGCCCAUAUUUACUAUUUCAUACUGGUUUUGGAUGCUCUAUCUCCCAGAUUUUCAAGAAACAGGACUUGUCACCUGCUGCCUUUAUCUUAAGUUUCAAAACAUUAGGAGCCAAGAUGUAUAACCAAUCUGGGUGCCUUUUUGAGCUUCUCAUGAGAUGUGGUAAUGGCUGUCUUUUGUUUACCAUUUCGUCACCAUUUAUCUGUUGUAUUUAUAAAACAUUCUACCUCUUGCACUUUAGACUUCCACCAGGAGUCACAUACAUACACAUGCACAGUGCUUUCAGUAUAAAAGGUUUCCUUGUGAUACCUUCUGUCACUCAGGGUCUUUUUUACUUUUUGGUAUCAUUCAAGGUGUCAUUGUUGAUUUUCAGUAACUUUGAAACAAAGGCUGCAUUGUAGCCCUUCAAAUGGUCUAGUAAGUUUUUCAGCUGUAGCAUUUUUUUGUUUUGCAGAGUAAUUGUAAAAAAAUAUUUAUGCAAGUGUUUCAUAUAGAGAGGGAACUUUAUAGCUUGUUUGUAUCUGAAGAGAUUAGUUAUUUUUUUGUUUUGCCUGAGUGGUAUAACCUGUUACCUUUUUCCUUUAAUUCUACACUAUACAAUUAAAAGGACAGUGGCACCCAGUAA
Protopterus annectens (West African lungfish) is the source of this 4719-nucleotide messenger RNA. Its product is annotated as nucleotide-binding oligomerization domain-containing protein 2-like. Gene Ontology annotation, biological process: regulation of apoptotic process. Bases 727 to 3354 code for a protein of 875 amino acids. The transcript is spliced from 6 exons. The record is from RefSeq and is a predicted model, not a curated record. Gene Ontology annotation, molecular function: protein binding. NCBI's taxonomy places the organism in Eukaryota, Metazoa, Chordata, Ceratodontiformes, Protopteridae.